GGUCCAGGCAAAAGUUCAAGCUCUUUUACGUCUGGCGCUCACCACCGUCGCAACGGCUCUCUGCCCGCCAACAUGGAUGAGCUGUUCGACGUCUUCGACGCCGAUCCGCAGGCUGCUCAGCAGCAGCAGCCCAGACAAUCCAGAAAAAACAAAAAGAGACAGGCCAACGGCGACGUUAAAUCCAACGAUGGCGAGACCCAGCAGCCAGCUCCCGCCGAUGCCACCAUGGCCGACGCGCCUCCACCGCCGCCGGAAGAUGGUGCUGACGACCAGGAGGCGGACGGCGAGGACCAACUCCAAUCGAAGAGAGUGCGACGCGACGAACCCGAGCCUUUGGUGACCGAUACCUUCGAGACGGAACAGUCUCGCGAAGUUGCCGCGUCCGCCGGCCUGCAAGCCCAGAAGGAUGGCACUGCAGUCGUCUUGUCGCAUCAAGUUCGUCACCAAGUUGCGCUUCCUCCCGACUACGACUACACUCCCAUUUCCCAGCACAAGCCUCCGGAGAAGCCAGCUCGCGAGUAUCCUUUCACUCUUGAUCCCUUCCAACAGGUGUCCGUCUACUCGAUCCAGAGGAAUGAGAGUGUUUUGGUGUCGGCCCACACGUCAGCUGGUAAGACGGUCGUCGCAGAAUAUGCGAUUGCGCACUGUCUGAAAAACAACCAAAGAGUCAUCUACACCAGUCCGAUCAAGGCCCUCAGCAACCAGAAGUACAGAGAGUUCACGGCGGAUUUUGGAGAUGUUGGUCUCAUGACCGGCGAUGUCACGAUCAACCCAACGGCAACCUGCUUGGUCAUGACCACGGAAAUUCUGCGGUCCAUGUUGUACAGAGGUUCGGAGAUUAUGCGCGAAGUUGCAUGGGUUAUUUUCGAUGAGGUCCACUACAUGCGAGACAAGUCUCGUGGUGUCGUCUGGGAAGAGACUAUCAUCCUUCUGCCAGACAAGGUUCGUUACGUCUUCCUUUCUGCCACCAUCCCCAACGCUAUGCAAUUCGCCGAGUGGAUCACGAAAACACACAAUCAACCCUGUCACGUCGUCUACACGGAUUUCCGGCCCACGCCUUUGCAGCAUUACUUCUUCCCUGCGGGCGCCGAAGGUAUACAUCUCAUUGUCGACGAGAAAGGUGUCUUCAAAGAGGAGAACUUCCAAAAGGCCAUGACUUCCAUAGCAAACAAGCAAGGAGAUGACCCUGCUGAUGCGCUGGCAAAGCGCAAGGGCAAGGGCAAAGACAAGAAGCUCAACAAGGGCGGCCAGAAAUCAGGACCCACCGACAUCUACAAGAUUGUCAAGAUGAUCAUGAUGAAGAACUACAAUCCGGUUAUCGUCUUCAGCUUCAGCAAGAGGGAAUGCGAGAACCUCGCACUGCAAAUGAGCUCGCUGUCUUUCAACGAUGAUUCGGAGAAGAAUUUGGUCAAAAAGGUGUUUGACAGCGCCAUCGAAUCACUGAGCGAAGCAGAUCGGGAUCUCCCUCAAAUCCAGCACUUGUUGCCGCUUCUGAAGCGCGGAAUUGGUGUACAUCACUCUGGUCUGCUUCCCAUUCUGAAGGAGACUAUCGAAAUUCUGUUCCAGGAAGGCUUGAUUAAGGUCCUCUUCGCUACGGAAACCUUCUCCAUUGGUUUGAACAUGCCUGCUAAGACGGUCGUUUUCACGAGCGUGCGGAAAUUCGAUGGUGUCACUCAGCGCUGGGUCACACCCUCGGAAUUCAUCCAGAUGUCCGGACGUGCAGGGAGACGUGGCCUCGAUGACCGUGGUAUCGUCAUUAUGAUGAUUGACGAGAAGAUGGAGCCUGCUGCUGCAAAGGAGAUUGUGCGUGGUGAGCAAGAUAAGCUCAACUCCGCGUUCUACCUUGGCUACAACAUGAUUCUCAAUCUUAUGCGCGUAGAGGGCAUUUCUCCUGAAUUCAUGUUGGAGCGCUGCUUCUUCCAAUUUCAGAACACCGCCAGUGUUUCCGGCCUUGAGAAGCAACUGAAUGAACUGGAGCACGACAAGUCUUCCCUGGACAUCUCUGAUGAGGCGACUAUCCGGGAGUACUAUGAGCUCCGCCAACAGCUUAACACUUAUACCAAGGACAUGAGGGAUGUCAUCACCCACCCGAACUAUUGCUUGCAAUUCAUGCAGUCUGGUCGCUUGGUGCGCGUCAAGCACAAGGAUUAUGACUUUGGCUGGGGUGCUGUGGUCAACUUCCAAGCUCGCAAGUCUCCAAAGAACCAGAACCAGAAGAGCCCCGAGUUUCCCCCUCAGCAGUCAUACAUUGUUGACGUUUUGAUGCAAGUCGCAAGCGACGCCACCUUUGCGCCGCAGCUUAACCAAGAUUUGCCGCAAGGCGUCAGGCCUCCGGCGCCCGGUGAGAAGGGCAAGAUGGAGGUGGUCCCAAUCAUGCUGUCAUGCAUUGACUCCAUUGGACAUCUCCGCAUCUUCCUUCCUUCUGACCUAAAGUCUGCCGAGCAAAGGAACCAGGUGCGCAAGGCUCUCGAGGAGGUGAAGAAGAGAUUCCCUGAUGGAAUCGCUAUUCUUGAUCCGAUUGAGAAUAUGGGCAUCACGGACGACUCGUUCAAGAAACUACUUCGUAAAAUCGAGGUCUUGGAGUCCCGCCUGUUGUCCAACCCAUUGCACAAUUCUCCGAGGCUGCCUGAUCUGUACAACCAAUAUGCAGGCAAGGUUGAGCUUAACAACAAGAUCAAAGACGUCAAGAAGCAGAUUAGUAAGGCCCUUUCCAUCAUGCAGCUCGACGAACUCAAGGCACGCAAACGUGUCCUCCGUCGUCUCGGAUUCAUCAACGAGGCGGAUGUUGUUCAGAUCAAGGCUCGCGUCGCUUGCCAAAUCAGCACGGGUGACGAACUUGUUCUGAGCGAGUUGCUGUUCAAUGGUUUCUUCAACGAGCUCACUCCCGAGGUGGCGGCGGCCACGCUCAGCUGCUUCAUUUUCGAGGAAAAGAGCAAUGAGACGCCUGCGCUAAAGGAGGAGCUGGCGAAGCCGUACCGCGAGAUCCAGGCGCAGGCGCGGAUUAUCGCAAAGAUAUCCCAGGAGAGUAAGUUAGCGGUCAACGAAGACGACUAUCUCAACGGCUUCAAGUUCCAGCUCAUGGAGGUGGUGUACGCUUGGUCGAAGGGCGCGUCGUUUGCGGACAUUUGCAAGAUGACGGAUGUGUACGAAGGCAGUUUGAUCCGGUUGUUCCGUCGGUUGGAGGAGCUGCUGCGGCAAAUGGCAGACGGUGCAAAGGUCAUGGGCAACACGGAUCUGGAGGAGAAGUUUGCAAAGGCGCUGGAGGCGAUCAGGAGAGACCUGGUUGCGGCCCAGUCGCUGUACCUGUAGGAUGGAUGGAUGGCGGAGGGGUUCUUUUGGGUUGGCGUACUGUAUUGUAGUUAAAAAGCUUUGGCGGGCAUUGCGGUGGCGUUAGGGCAGUCUGCGCGGGCGAGUGGCCAUGGUGUGUUUUAAAAGAGGCAGGGUUGUAGAAGGGCUAGUUCAUGCGUAGUUAAAUGAUGAAGCUUUGAUGGCUGUGGAUAUGCGCUCGGAUUUGCCCGCGGCGUGCCAGC
Aplosporella prunicola CBS 121167 is the source of this 3530-nucleotide messenger RNA. RefSeq lists its product as uncharacterized. Lineage: Eukaryota; Fungi; Ascomycota; Dothideomycetes; Botryosphaeriales; Aplosporellaceae. The record is from RefSeq and is a predicted model, not a curated record. The transcript has 3 exons. The coding region runs from base 73 to 3309 and encodes 1078 amino acids. Gene Ontology annotation, molecular function: RNA binding; ATP binding; RNA helicase activity. Gene Ontology annotation, biological process: RNA catabolic process; maturation of 5.8S rRNA. Gene Ontology annotation, cellular component: nucleus.